Molecule: messenger RNA, 3107 nt
Organism: Leptonychotes weddellii (Weddell seal)
Lineage: Eukaryota; Metazoa; Chordata; Mammalia; Carnivora; Phocidae
Product: histone-lysine N-methyltransferase SETMAR
Cellular component (GO): nucleus
Molecular function (GO): protein binding; histone methyltransferase activity; zinc ion binding
Source: RefSeq, a predicted model, not a curated record
AUGGCGCGAAAUGUCCGCGAAAGCUGUAGAGAGGUGCCAUGCGGGAUGGCAGGGACUGAGGAGGGGCCUAAGGCCCUUACUGAGCAGCUGGAUGUCGCGCGCGGCUUGGAGAACGUGCCCGUGAGCGCGUGGCCCCCGGGGGCGGAGCCAGAGCCCUUCCAGUAUACUCCUGACCAUGUAGCUGGACCUGGAACAGACAUUGAUCCCACACAAAUAACCUUUCCUGGAUGCAUUUGCCUCAAAACCCCCUGCCUCCCUGGUACUUGCUCUUGUCUCCGUCAUGGGGAGAACUAUGAUGAUAAUUCACGCCUUAGAGAUAUAGGAUCGGAAGGAAAGUGUGCCAAGCCAGUAUUUGAAUGCAACGUCCUAUGUCAGUGCAGUGACCACUGCAGGAACAGGGUGGUCCAGCAGGGUCUGCAGUUCCAACUCCAGGUGUUCAAGACGGACAAAAAAGGCUGGGGACUUCGUACCUUGGAAUUGAUACCAAAAGGACGGUUUGUCUGUGAAUAUGCUGGUGAAGUUUUGGGAUAUUCUGAAGUACAGAGAAGAAUUCAGUUACAAACAAUACACGAUCCAAAUUACAUUAUAGCCGUCAGAGAACAUGUUUACAACGGGCAGGUCAUAGAAACAUUUGUUGAUCCCGCCUAUAUAGGAAGUAUUGGAAGAUUUCUCAACCAUUCUUGUGAGCCAAACCUGUUGAUGAUUCCUGUCCGAAUCGACUCAAUGGUACCAAAGUUGGCACUUUUUGCAGCCAAAGACAUUUUGCCCGAAGAAGAACUCUCUUAUGACUAUUCAGGAAGAUUUCUUAAUCUAAUGGACAGUGAAGACAAAGAAAGGCUAGAUCCCAGGAAAAUAAGAAAACCUUGUUAUUGUGGUGCCAAAUCAUGUGCUGCUUUCCUGCCUUAUGACAGUUCACUGUUCUGCCCCUUAGAAAAGCCAAACAUGAGUUAGGAGCAAAAAGCAUGGGAGGAACACAUUAGGCCUCUCUCAGUGGGUGAGAGUGAGAAGGAACUGAAUGUGUUUGGCUCAGCCCCUUCCCAGAUCCUCUCUUUCAAGCACUUUAGCCUCCAGGUAAGUCUCUGCUCUGUGCUAAGCACUUGCAUUUCACUAUAGGGGAGGCUGGUGGUUGUCUGACUCUGCCUCUGUCUGGCUGCAGAAGUUUAACUCAGGAAUACGGCAGAGACUAUAAAUUGUCUAGCAAUACCCCUUCUCCCCUUCUAUAGUAGAAUUCUCAUUUUUUAGCUGAGUACUUUUCCUAGUUAGAUGUGGCUAAGUGACUGUGUUCUAGCUAAUGAGACAGAAGCAAAAAAUGGUGUGUCUUUAAAUGGAGACAUUUUUCCUUAUCCCACUCUUUCUUCCUGUUGGCUAGAGUGUAUGCAUAUAGCUGGAGCUGGGGCAUCCAUCCCAGACCCCAAAAUGACCCUAGAAAAGGAGGCCAUACAUAGCUAAUGAACAAACUUGACAGGAGUCUGGGUGCCAGAUACUCUGGAACUCUAUCAGUCCUGAUCUAAUACCUCUGGACUUUUAGGUGAGAGUCUCUCCCUCAUUUAUGCCACUGUUAUUUUCAGUUUUCUAGCACUAGCACCAAACCUCAUCAUAAUGAUCCAAGGAAACCCUUGUGGCUACAUACCUAAGCCUUGCUUUCCAAUCAAUUUUAUCAGUAAUGAAGCUGAUAUUUUCAUUUCUGUCUGACUCGUUCAUCUAAUUUCUCAUUUGCGUAGAAACACAAAUCAAGGAAAAGGGCCUGAUUGAUUAUCACCUGCUAAAACUCUAGUAUUUACCACCAAUAAUGAAAAAUAGAACUAUGACACUGACUUCCAUGUACCUAACCAAAAAAGUCAUAAGAGGAAACAAAUUAUAAAAUUUUCACUAUAUGCUGGCUAUAUUCCAAAUCUUGUGAAGUUGUGCUUCAAAACUUUUAACAGUUUUCUUCAUGUAUUAAUAAUAUGAAAAUAACCCUAUCAACACCACAAGAGGGGAUGGGAGUUUUAUAGCUCCAUUUAAACUUCUGGAGAGGCAAACAUCUUUAACUUCCUUCCUUAAAGCAAGGAUGUUGGAAAAACACAUUUAACAUAGAGAUUUAUCAGAUAUUUUGAAAGCUAAAAUAAUUAUUUGGAUCCUAUGGUAUUAUUUAAUAAAUUCUCUAAUUUCUUCUCUACCACAUUUAAACCCUACCACCACGAGGCCCUACACUUUAUAAUACACUAUAUGUAUUAUACAUACUUCUGUAUGAUAUUGUAAGUAAGAUAGUUGUUAUAUACUUUAAAUGAGUGAAAUGUAUGGCAUAUGUAUUAUAUCUCAAUAAACUUAAAUAAUGAGUAUGUUAAGUUUUGCAUGUUUGAAUUCUAUAAUUAAAUUUUCAGAAAUGGUUCCAUGUGAAUAGAGGAUAAUAUAGAGUACUCAUGAAAUGUCCCACACUACAAAUGUGUAAUGUCUAAAACAGAACAAAUUUUUCCUCCAAUUUAAUCAUUUCUCCCUACCAACCUUCCUCCAAAACUUUGUUUUCUCUGAAGGGGUCCUGUUUUUGGUAAAGCAGCUUUUGUAUCACUCAUUUCAAGACGGCCUUUCUUCUCACAAGCACUAAGAUACUUCAGAAGCAGUAAGGAAGUGGUCAGAAGGAAAGUGUUGGGUUCACUGUUUAAUUCUACAGAUACCCUUUCCUACUUCCUUCAGCCCUUUCUCUAUUGAAUAUCACCAUCUGUGAAUCACAGACACUCACAGAGGACAAUCUUUAGUUCAGACAUAUGAGCAGCAUCUUCCUCUUGGUGCCUCUGCCAGGGACAUCUCAUCGAACAUAGACCCUUGGGAUUUUCUGUACUCAUGUGCAAGUUUAUUCUUAAAUAGCACAUAGCCCUGGAAAUCAGAUUCCUCACGUAAGAGUCAAAAUAGUUUAUUCCAAGUCUUCUCUAAACACUGAGUUAACUGCAUUUACUUUAUUGCCAUGUUUUUACGAAUGGUGACACUUCUAUUUUUGAGAACAAACAUUAAAAGAUAUAUUUCUGUUUAACUAUUAUCUUAAUAUGAAAAUAUAUAUAAAUUUCAUAAUUAUAAAUUAGGGCAAAUUAGAAGUUUAAAAGGUGGCAUGUAUAUUCAUGGAAUUAAAACAU